Molecule: messenger RNA, 1032 nt
Organism: Cavenderia fasciculata
Lineage: Eukaryota; Evosea; Eumycetozoa; Acytosteliales; Cavenderiaceae
Gene: pppB
Product: protein phosphatase 1
Exons: 1
Coding region: 1-1032 (343 amino acids)
Cellular component (GO): nucleus; cytoplasm
Molecular function (GO): protein serine/threonine phosphatase activity
Source: RefSeq, a predicted model, not a curated record
AUGAUAUUUAAUAUAUUAAAACAAUAUUCUUCAUCUUCUACUAGUAAUAGGGCGGAAAAGAUGGAAGUAGAUUUAGACUCUGUUAUUGAAAGACUUUUAGAACCUAGAACAUCGAAACCAGGUAAACAUGUUGACCUCUUAGAAGAAGAGAUUAGAUAUUUGUGCACGACUGCCACCGAGGUCUUUGUCAAACAACCCAUUUUGUUGGAAUUGGAGGCACCGAUCAAGAUUUGCGGCGAUAUACAUGGACAAUACUACGAUUUACUUCGUCUCUUUGAAUAUGGUGGAUUGCCACCCCAAUCCAACUACCUCUUCCUCGGUGACUAUGUCGACAGAGGAAAACAAAGUUUAGAGACCAUUUGUUUGUUGUUGGCCUACAAAAUCAAGUACCCAGAGAACUUUUUCAUCUUGCGUGGUAACCACGAGUGCGCAUCAAUCAACCGUAUCUAUGGUUUCUACGACGAGUGCAAGCGUCGUUACAACACCAAACUAUGGAGAGCGUUCACAGACUGUUUCAACUGUCUCCCCGUGGCCGCCAUCAUCGACGAAAAGAUCUUUUGCAUGCACGGCGGUUUGUCGCCCGAUCUCAAGUCGAUGGAGCAGAUCCGUCGUAUCAUCCGUCCCACCAUCGUGCCCGACAAUGGUCUCUUGUGCGACCUCUUGUGGGCCGACCCCGACAGAACCAUCCAGGGCUGGCAAGACAACGACCGUGGCGUCUCGUACGUCUUUGGUCCAGACAUUGUAGAACAGUUCCUCAAGAAAUUCGACCUCGAUCUCAUCUGUCGUGCCCAUCAAGUCGUCGAAGACGGCUACGAAUUCUUUGCUAAACGACAACUUGUAACAAUAUUUUCCGCUCCAAACUAUUUUGGUGAAUUUGACAAUGCCGGUGCAAUGAUGGGUGUCGACGAAACAUUGAUGUGUUCGUUCCAAAUUUUAAAACCUGCCGAUAAGAAAAAGUCUUCUGCCAUCUCGGAUAGUAAUGGCAGACCUCUCACCCCUCCAAGAAACAAACAAUCAAAACAAAAAAAGUAA